UGGACGGUGAGGUUGGCGCAGUCCACCUGCACGCGGCACCCGAUACACACAGUGAGAAGCUCCGCUCGCAGCAGCCCAGGUCGGAGGCUCACGCGAGGCUCACCCCAGGACAACACCGGAACCGUGUGAGCAGCCCUCGCCCAGCCAGCUGCAGUCACCCCUCCAGCUGCCUGUGUCGCCCCCACGGCCAGACACACCUGGGUUUAAGACGACAGGUUGUAUGGUGGGCGUGGGGCGGCGGUAAGGAGCGGAGGCGGCUGUGACCCUGUGGCCGGGCAGGGGAAGAACGAUGCAGCUGGGGCGGGCGUGGGCGGUGGUGCUGCUGGUACUGGUGGCGACCGCUGCGGUCACGGAGGCCAAGAAGGGCAAGGGCCGCGGCAAGAACAGACGCAAAUUUGGCAGCCGCGGCAUCAUCAAAAAUUUCAAGUCUGAGGCCAGCCGUGCUUACUACAACCACAACGGCGGCGCCAAGAUCACCUUGUGGUCGCACUUCGAGUCUGAGUACGUGCUGGGACGCAAGAUCGUGUUCAUGUGCAAGGCGGAGGGAGAGCCUCGCCCUGUCAUCACCUGGUUCAAGGACGGCAUUGAGCUCUACUCCCACUCCUUCUUCCAGGUACACGAGUGGCAGGAAGGACCCAAGGCCAUCAAGAGCAAGAUGGAGAUCGACCCAGCCACACAGAUGGACGCCGGCUACUACGAGUGUCAGGCGGACAACAAAUACGCCGUGGACGUCAAGGGCUUCAGUGCCGACUACUCCAUAGAGUUUGUAUGAGCGGCACCUCCUCCCGGCAGCCACUCCUCAAUACCGACAACCGCCGCCACUACCUCCACCAACACCACCACAGCUGGCGGCUACACCACUGCGUCUGCCGGGAGGGCGUCUAUAGUUCGCGGCGCCUCGCACCACCCGGGAUGAGCUGACCCUUCACGUGGCGACGUCACGAGCGUCUUUUUCUUUCCACACCUCGACGACCAGCUCAAGAAAUACUCGUUGGAUCAAGAGGACGACCACUGCAGUUAGCAUAGCUUUCAGGGGACUGGAAGGCAGGAAUCACUGACUGUUAUGAGAGAUGGACUUCAGAAACACAGAGGGAGAUUUAGUAGGUUUUUCCAAGUUUGGUCAUUGCUCGCAGAGAUGGACUAGUUUGAAGUGAUUAUUUAGUUAGUGGUGAGAGAACUGAAUGUUAGGAUAUCAGAUUGGAGCAUUGGUAAAACCACCGAGCCUACCACGAGGGGCGAGCUACUUGACUGUCGCAGUCUGUCUUUAGGAAUGCAGGGAAUGUAGGAAAGCCAUCAGGGUAAUAAACUACUAAGUAUUCCGCACUGAACCAAGAAUAAAUGCAAGACUGUUUAUUGUUUGUAGAGGCAAUGAAGAGGGAUUAACGGAAGAAACACGAUAAAGAGGUUCUGUGAAGUCUAAAAUAAGGUAUACAAAGUAAUAAGAGGUUGUUCUUUUAUGUAGCACACUUCUAUAGCACAUACGUUUUCCUUCUCUUCCUCCUCCUCCUCCUUUCUUCUGCACUUCCACCUCUGCCCAUACCUCGGGCUUCUCUGUAUUCCCCAAAGGAGAAAAUGAAAAAUGGUGCUUUCUUUGACCGCCUCUCUGCACACUUAGUCCUUCUCCGAACCAUCGGGGGACAGCUGAAAGCUUUCACAUUUCACUCAGUAGGUAACGCAAGUUUCCCAGCCAGGUCAGGUACGCAACUUCAUGCUAUAGUGGCUCCAUUCACGUCAUGGAGGCAUUUCCGUUCGGAUUAGGUUACAAUGACUAUGUUCACCAGGUUAAGGAAAUAGAAUACUAUUGGUGCAGGUCUGAGGCACAUAACUCUGAAGUGUGCGGGAUUUUGUUUGGAAAGCAAGGGAAUGUGUCAAGGCGCAGUGAUAUGGAGACGUUUUUUACAUGUCACUAUGUGAGAUAAGGAAAACGUUCUGAGGCUGGUUGCCAAUCAUAGAAAUGUAACAAUUCAACAUCGACUUUCUUCACGAUACCGCUUAAUUAAUGCUUUGGCCACGCCUCUGAUGCUUUGCUUAGGUCAGGGAGACACUUUCCGGUGUUGGUGACUGUUCUGCAGGUCAGGAAAACAGUUAGGACACACCACUUGAUCCAGCAGGCCUGAGGGACACCACUGAGCAAUAGAAUGGCUCGUCUAGGCAGCUUAAAACGCUAGCAUGUUCUUCUUAUGCCUUCUUUCUGGCUUCAGCAAACCAAUCUUUCCUGUGUCUGGAGGAAUAAACUUCAGCUGCCUUGCCCUAGCUUGUCCAAGGAGUGACCGGGUCUGCCCGCCACCUAUUCCUGUUCCUGGCUUUUUAGUACACACAAUACAAGCAAGGCAGCGUUUGUAGAGUAUCCUGCGCCUGGAUUCCCGCUACGUUCCGUUUUACUGAUUCACACAGCAACUCACCAAUGUUCACCAACUUGUCAUGUUAAUACAACAAGUGGUUCAGGAGAUCUUUAAGGAUUUUGUCUCCUUGAGGUUAUCGCAACACAGAUGAAAAUACUUCUGUUAGAUAAUGUGUAUCAACGUGUUAUCAGUGUCCAGCAGAAGUAAAGUACCGUAUGUGUGUUUGAGGGCUAUGAAGCACAAAUAAUUUCAGGAUAUUAUAAGUUUUAGAAUAUGUGAUUAUCGAAUGCAAUGAAGCGAAGAUGUACAUAGAGGCAGCUGGCAGCUGUCCCAAACAUUCGCAUCAGACUGUCAGGCGUCACACAUAACCUACAAUAACCCUUACACUGCUACUUUUCUUUCAACGGCUUUUUUUUAGAUAUAUUUUUGUACUCCAGUCUCUUGAAUAAUUCACUAGGGCACAAAUUACAGAAUUAACAUUUUUUUAUUGUAUACCCAGAGUUUUUCUAUAAAACUCUGAAUGCCAACCAAACAUGAACAUAAGCAGUAAAAGGGUUAAUGCACCACUACUCCAUGACACAAGUUGUUCACAGUUCUUCAAGAGUUGUUCAGGAGUUGUGCUUUGUUUAUGUGUUCAGUACGAUGUUAUCACCCACCUCCCCUCUCCCUCCUCCCACACCCUAAGUGCAGGUGCUCUCUCGCGGCCCAUCUGUGGCUACCCGUGUGACCCUCGCUCCUCGCUCCCUCUGUUCCUCUCCACCUUACAAUUAUGCAGUUAUCCCACCUGCUCCUCUGCUUCCCUUGUACCCUCCCCUUCCCUUGUGUGUGUGUGUGUGUGUGUGUGUGUGUGUGUGUGUGUGUGUGUGUGUGUGUGUGUGUGUGUGUGUGUGUUUGUGUUUGUUUAUUAAAGUUCACCUCAAAUACAUACAUAUAACUAAAUAAUGCAUGUUAUUUUAAGUUUGUAUAUACGUACUAAACUGUUUUGACACAUUUUAGCUAUGUUAAAUAUAUGAAUGUAUGUGUGUGUGUGUGUGUGUGUGUGUGUGUGUGUGUGUGUGUGUGUGUGUGUGUGUGUGUGUGUGUGUGUGUGUGUGUGUGUGUGUGACCUCCUUUGGUUUAAGCACACAAGCGACACACAUCAUACCGCCAUUGCUCCUCUGAUUCCCACGGCGCACCUGCCCUGCUUGCAUUGCAACAUGGGCGAGGAACAACACGCGUGCCGUGAACUAUAUUUCAAUGCGUCAAAAGUGUGUCCUUCAUGACGUGUAGCACACUUGAACACACCUCCCCAUACCUGUCUUGCUUUACUAUACAUUUAUCCAGCGAUUGUAACGAUUUUCAGGUGUGGAGUGUACCUGGGAUGAGUUUUAGCACUCCCUCAGGUGAAUCAGUUCGUUAGUCAGGUUAUUUGCUAUCAUUGUUUAAUGAGUCAAAAGGGCAGAGAAGUGUAUCACAGUCUUUGUAAUUUGUCAGUCAUUGGCUCGAUUAUGCUUAUGUUAUCCAAAUUAAGUUAGUGUUAGUCUGUUAGCACAACGGACAAACGGUUAGUGUAAUUCUAAGUACGUCACUCUACUAACUUAUGAGUUUGUAAUUCAUUUUAUAUUUGCUGAAUCCGUCAGUCGGUUAGUAUGUCAGCAAAAGAGACAGUGAGUGAGUUUGCUAUUCUGCUUUUUUAACAGUUAGUCAGUCACAAUGUCAGCUUGUGCGUCUGUUAUUCAUUUUAAAACUGUUGAGUCGGUCAGUGUUAGACAUUCAUUUAGUGUAUCACUAAGUCAGACAAUGAAUGAAUUAAAUUAAUCAGUCGAUGCACCAUGACAGUCAUUUAGAAUAAUAUUGCAGAGACAAUGUGCCAGUCACACAGUCAGGGCGGACAAUGAGCUGAGUCAGUAGGUGAAUGAGUGUCAGUGUCACAACCCUUCAUUAUGUUUCGGUACCUUGAUCUGCCACCAGCACCUGCACCUUGCUCAACCCUUCACCUCACACCGCGUCCUCCCAUGAUCUCUGCCUUCCCCUGCUUCUUGAUUCCUUGCCCUGACCCUGCUUCAUAUCUGGUCCUUGCCAUGCCAACGCUUUGGCUCCCCUGCCAUCUCCACCCUCCGGCCUGGUACCCCUGAAUCACCUGUCAGCCCCACCUCACACAUCCUCCUAGUACCUGUCACAGUCAAGAAAUACUAUAUUUUAUCGUCACUAGAAAGAGAGUAGUGUUACGUAUACCUGUCAGUCACCUGUCUUUAGUAGUUAAAAGUUGGUUACUUCUUAAAACAUGUAUUUGACGUCCAUUAUUAUGCAUAUCAUACAUAUGUACACUAUUAGUCUUGUUGCAUAUUGAUACUGCUCCAGAGUGCUAUAUGUAUCAUAUAGUAUUUACUAUAUAUAUAGGUUAGAUACAAUUAUAUUAGUGCACUUAGCUAUAUUCAUAAUAAAUUGUACUCUACUGGUGA
Messenger RNA from Portunus trituberculatus (swimming crab), 4783 nucleotides. RefSeq names its product immunoglobulin domain-containing protein oig-4-like. The transcript has 4 exons. The record is from RefSeq and is a predicted model, not a curated record. The coding region runs from base 290 to 772 and encodes 160 amino acids. Lineage: Eukaryota; Metazoa; Arthropoda; Malacostraca; Decapoda; Portunidae.